AUGAUUUUAUUGAUUUUUAGGUGGCGAGGAAGUAUAUACAAGUUAGUGUGGCCCGAUUUGGCUGCAUUCCUUGUUUGUUAUUAUACACUAAAUUUGACUUAUCGUUUUGUAUUGAAUCCACAACAAAAACGAAUAUUUGAAAGCAUAUCGGAUUAUUGUGAAACAUACAGCGACUUGAUACCGUUGUCUUUUGUGCUGGGAUUUUAUAUAUCCAUAAUAAUGCAACGGUGGUGGGACCAAUACUGUUCGAUUCCAUGGCCUGAUCCAAUAGCAGUUUACGUGAGUUCGCAUAUUCACGGACAGGACGAAAGAGGGAGAUUGAUGAGACGAACGAUCAUGCGGUAUGUCUGUUUGGGUCUGACAAUGGUAUUCUCUAACAUCAGCCCUAGAGUAAAGAAGCGCUUUCCUACGCUGGAUCAUUUUGUUGAAGCGGGUUUAUUGUUGGAAAACGAAAAAACUAUCGUAUUGGAUUUAAACGACAAGUUUCCCAGACACUCUAAACACUGGUUGCCAGUCGUGUGGGCGACGAGCAUAGUUACUCGGGCGAGGAAAGAAGGACGGAUCCGCGACGAUUUCGCAGUAAAAACGAUUAUUGACGAGUUGAACACAUUUCGCGGUCAGUGCGGUUUGUUACUCAAUUACGAUUCAAUAAGCGUGCCACUAGUUUAUACGCAGGUUGUAACAUUGGCCGUGUAUUCAUUUUUCAUCACAACUGUAAUGGGGCGACAAUGGCUGGAUAAACCAGUAAUGCCAUUGGCAAAUCUUAAGCACCAAACGGAAUCAAAUUCGGCGAACUACAACUAUAUCGAUCUGUAUUUUCCGGUAUUUACUACUUUACAGUUUUUCUUUUACAUGGGAUGGCUGAAAGUGGCCGAAUCGUUGAUAAAUCCAUUUGGAGAGGACGAUGACGAUUUUGAAGUCAAUUGGAUCAUUGAUCGUAAUGUCCAAGUCUCGUAUCUAAUAGUUGACGAAAUGCAUCACGAACAUCCGGAGUUGAUCAGAGAUCAGUAUUGGGAUCAAGUGUUCCCGACGGAAUUGCCAUACACUGUAGCUGCCGGAGAACGUGAACGGCACCCUGAGCCAUCGACAGCUAAUAUAGCUGUGUCAGAUGCAGACGCCGAAUACUCACUGCCRCCAAAGGGCUGCGACGACGGACAAGCCAUAGACGAUGACGACGCGAACAGUGGCAUACACUUCAUUGCCACAGCGGGCAGCUACAAGAGAUCUAACAGUCAGCUGCGGGGCCGUCCCAUGUCGUCGCACAGUUCCAACGAYCACCACCACCAUCCCAACAACCAGAGCGUGGCUAGCUCUCUAAACCGUGUCGGUUCGGUUACGUCCAUAUUGAAAAAUCUGUUCAAACGCACCGGUGGUACCUCCGCACAGUUGGCUGGCGACGGUUAGUGGCGUUUUAUUUUUGCMUAGAGACUGGGCGUCUCUAUGAAACAGAGUUCGGGAGGAAAGCAGGCUGAACGGACACAACAAGAACUAGGAAGGCGGACAGAUAGGUGUCUUAAACACAAUCGAUUGCCAUUAUUUAAGGGUUGAGCACCUAAUUUUAGAAGUUAUUGACAUGUGCGGGGAAGCCCUCGGUUUUUUUUUUUUGUUUACACAUUUGUAAAUCAGUUAAGUUACCUUACUAAUUAACUCAUACGCGCGAUUAAAAAAUUGCCUAUAUUUAACACCUUCAAAAAGUCUGUAUC
Messenger RNA from Diuraphis noxia (Russian wheat aphid), 1703 nucleotides. Its product is annotated as bestrophin-4-like. Lineage: Eukaryota; Metazoa; Arthropoda; Insecta; Hemiptera; Aphididae. The record is from RefSeq and is a predicted model, not a curated record. Gene Ontology annotation, molecular function: chloride channel activity.